UGUCAAACAAGCAGCACAGAACUUUGUAGUUUGUCUCUGCUCCACUGGAGAUGGGCUAUGCACAAGUUCAUUUUUAUUUUUGUGACAAGGAAGAGAAGUGAGAGAAGAAAGAGAGGACAGGUGAACAUGCAGCUCCUCCUGGCUCUCUUCUUCCUGCUGGGAAUCCCCAGCGGGGCUCCAGACAUUCACUCUCUCAAGCAUUUCUACACUGGAGUCUCUCAAGUUCCAAACUUUCCAGAGUUUGUGAUCGUUGGUUUAAUGGAUGAACUUCAGGUUGAGCACUACGACAGCAACACCAGGAGAUAUGUCCCCAAACAGGACUGGGCGAACAGAAUGACAGAAGAUGAUCAAACAUACUGGGACAGAUACACGCAGAUCGCUCGUGGAACUCAGCAGUGGUUCAAAGGAAACAUCGAGAUCGUGAAGCAGCGUUUGAACCAAACUGGAGGUGUUCACGUUUAUCAGUGGAUGUACGGUUGUGAAUGGGACGAUGAAACUGAUGAAGUGGUGAACGGAUAUUGGCAAGACGGCUUUGAUGGAGAAGAUUUCCUCGUUCUGGACCUGAAGACAGAAACAUGGAUCGCUCCAGUUCAACAGGCUGUUCCCACAAAACAGCAGUGGGAAAAUGACAAAGCUAUGUUGGCUCGGUACAAACACUACUACACCACAGAAUGUGUUGACUGGCUGAAGAAGUAUGUGGAGUUUGGUCGGAGCUCACUGAUGAGAAAAGAUCUUCCCUCAGUGUCUCUCCUCCAGAAGACUCCCUCCUCUCCGCUCACCUGCCACGCUACAGGUUUCUACCCCGACAGAGCCGACUUGUUCUGGAAGAAAGACGAGGAGGAGCUCCAUGAGGACGUGGUCAAAGGAGAGAUCCUCCCCAACCAUGACGGGAGCUUCCAGAUGAGCGUUGAUCUGGAUCUUUCAGGGCUCAAAGAUGAAGACUGGGGGAGGUACAGCUGUGUGUUUCAUCUGGCUGGAGGACAGGAAGUCUCCAAGAGACUGGACAAACGGGACAUCAGGACCAACUGGAAGACAAAUGAUGGAGGACUUGGCACUGGACUCAUUGGAGGACUUGUUGGAGGGAUUGCUGUUCUGGCCGUGAUCGGCUGCAUCAUUGGAUUCUUCGUCUACAAGAAGAAACAUCCUAAAGGGUCCAGUAGUACCAGCAAAUCUGACACUUCCUCUUCAUCAGGAGAAGAAGCCAUGCAGAGCAUGUUAAAAACCUCUUCAUGAAGGAAGAGUCCAGAGAGGCUCCAGUCAUUGAGUCUGAUGGAGCAAGAGCCAAAAGAAAUGAUGGAGAAGUUGCUGAUUGCUCCACUCUGAGCUGCUCUCCAGGACGGGGCUCCUUCCUCCCUGUGGAUUGACUUUGCUUUGGUGGAAUCUUGCUGCAGCUUGUGGCUCUUUGAGUGUUUGGAUCAGAUGUUUUGGAGGAGGAGGCUCCUGCAGCAGUUCUCACACUGGUCCAGUUUACAUGGGUGUUUUUUGCAAUCCAUUUGAAAACAAUCGUAUUAAACGCAUUUGUGUACAUGACGGCGAUCCACGAUCAGUCCUGGUUUACCAGGACCCCUGAUGAAACAGAUUAUACAGCGUCCUCUGACAUGGGGACAAAGUCUCUCACAGAACUUUCAGGUCUUCAGCUCUGCAGCAGCAGUCCUCAGCCCCAGCAGUGUCCUUAUCUGCUGAAUAUCUGCUCAAAUAAUGUCCCAACAUCUCCAUGAUACGCUGCUCAACGAGUGCACGCUCCCCCAUCCGGAGUCCCGCCCCGCCGAGCGGCACGUCCCGGUGUAAAGCUCCACAGCUCUGCUCCGCCUGCUGAUGUUUUGAAUUAACUGGUGUUCGUGUUCACUUGUGACCAACAGAUGUUGAAAUACUGACUGAAACUUGUAGUCGUUCUCGUGAACGUCGGUUAUCUACAGUUACAGUAAAUUAAUAAGUUUAGAGUCUUUUGUGAGUCUUAUUUUAACAUCUGCUGUUACCAGCAUGAGUUUACAGACAUUCCUCACUCUUUAGCAAGGGAACCAGUUCAUCCAUAACACCGGCCGGGCGGACCUCCAGUAGCCUACCAUGGAGCUCUUUGAACAACUGGCUGUUGAGCGAUUUGUAGUCAUCUCUCCUCUCCAGUGUUUGUUCUCUCAGGGUUUUUAUUAAAAAGUGUUUCUCAGCCAGUGAAAAUCCUAUUUGGGCUUCAAUGGACAUGAAGACAGUCUGGAUUAGAACUGAUGUAUUGAGCAAGUUUCUCUCCUCCACUGAUUUCCUAAUGACUAAACUAUUGAUCUGCUUCAUUCACUUGUUGCUUCUCAUCACUUCCUUCUGAUCUUUUCUUGGUUUUGUUUGAUCUCAGAUGGUGAAAUGUUUUGGACUUUGCUUCAUAUUGACAGCAGAAACCAGGAGCCUUUUCCUUUAUGGUGUCAGUUCCUCAGAGGACUUUUAGAGCUGCUUUCAUCUCAGCUUUUGCUCUUUCAGUCAUAUUUAUUCUGAUUUUUCA
Messenger RNA from Salarias fasciatus (jewelled blenny), 2485 nucleotides. RefSeq names its product class I histocompatibility antigen, F10 alpha chain-like. Gene Ontology annotation, cellular component: external side of plasma membrane. NCBI's taxonomy places the organism in Eukaryota, Metazoa, Chordata, Actinopteri, Blenniiformes, Blenniidae. The transcript is spliced from 8 exons. The record is from RefSeq and is a predicted model, not a curated record. The coding region runs from base 58 to 1233 and encodes 391 amino acids. Gene Ontology annotation, biological process: immune response.